UUGUUGAAUCACAAGCCGAACCAACGUGCCUUCCAAAUAAACCGGUGACUUGACUUAGGCCACGAUCACUACUAUUUAUAUUCCACACCCACAGCUAAGCAGGACCACAUCUCCCCCAACUUCCAAGUCCAACAAAGAAAGAAAAACACUCAACAAUGGCCAAACUCAGCCUACUACUACCACUACUACUACCUGUACUUCUCACCUUCGUCGCCACUUCUCUCUCUUGUCCUGAACAUCAAAAACAAGCCCUUCUCCACUUUAAAGCCUCCAUCAUCAAUGCUACUUCUUCAACAAAAAGCACAUUGAAUCGGUUAGAUUCGUGGAAUUCCAGCUCCGAUUGUUGCCACUGGGAUGGGGUCAAUUGUAGUUCUCACUUUGGUUCCAAGACUGUGCUAGCUCUAUAUUUGGACGGUAUCAUCCCGUCGAAUUCACAGGAGCCAGUGCAGUUGCCUUCAACCAUCUUGACACCGCUCUUUCACAUUAGAAGCUUGAUGCACCUUGACUUAUCCCGCAAUUUUAUAGAAGGAGAAUUGCCACGUGAUGGCUUUGGCAAUUUGACCAAAUUAGUUCAUCUUGAUUUGAGGCUUAAUAUGUUCGAUGGCUCCAUUCCCUCUCAACUUUUUCACUUGAGGUAUCUUCAAUAUCUUGAUUUGGGAAACAAUUUUAUAGAAGGAGAAUUGCCACGUGAUGGCUUUGGCAAUUUGACCAAAUUAGUUCAUCUUGAUUUGAGGCUUAAUAUGUUCGAUGGCUCCAUUCCCUCUCAACUUUUUCACUUGAGGUAUCUUCAAUAUCUUGAUUUGGGAUACAAUUUUAUAGAAGGAGAAUUGCCACGUGAUGGCUUUGGCAAUUUGACCAAAUUAGUUCAUCUUGAUUUGAGGAGUAAUGGCUUGAUCAAUGGCUCCAUUCCCUCUCAACUUUUUCACUUGAGGUAUCUUCAAUAUCUUGAUUUGAGUACCAAUUCAUUCCAAGGAGAAUUGCCUCGUGAUGGCUUUGGCAAUUUUACCAAAUUAGUUCAUCUUAAGUUGGGUUUUAAUGACUUGAUCAAUGGCUCCAUUCCCUCUCAACUUUUUCACUUGAGGUAUCUUCAAUAUCUUGAUUUGAGUUACAAUUCAUUCAGUGGAAAUAUCCCGAACGAGAUAGGGAACGAAACAGAGUUGCAGACAUUGUCUCUUCAACACAACAAUUUCUUUGGUAAAAUUCCGUCUUCGAUUCUAAAUUUGAAUGAAUUAGAAACAUUAGACUUGAGUGACAAUUCAUUGUCAAUGGAAAUUCCUAUUGAUAUUGGCAAUCUAUCUAACAUGACUAAUUUGUUCUUGAGCAACAACAAGUUGACAGGUAGAAUCCCAUCAUCCAUACUGAAAUUAACGAAGUUGGAAAGACUUCAAUUGGACAAUAACACGCUUGUUGGAGAAAUUCCAUCCGGUUUGUCCAAUAUCGAGGGCUUGAAGAGUCUUGUGCUUGGAGGCAAUCAUCUCACUUGGAAUAAAAAUGUAACGAUAGAGCCAAAGUUUAUGCUAUUUCAGUUGUCUUUGAAGUCUUGCAGUCUUGAAGGAGAAAUUCCAAACUGGAUUUCUACACAGAAGACGCUCGAUACUCUGGACUUGAGUGAGAACCAACUAGACGGAAUGUUCCCACAAUGGCUUGCUAAAAUGGAAGUUGGAAUUAUAAUUUUGUCAGAUAACAAUCUCACAGGUUCUCUCCCUCCUUUUCUCUUCAACUCUCACAAUUUGGUUAUUCUUUCCUUAUCUCAGAACAACUUUCAUGGAGAACUACCAAGCAACAUUGGUAAUGCCACUGCACUCGAAUUUCUUAGUUUGGAUGACAACAAUUUUUCGGGGAAGCUUCCGGCAUCCAUCGGCAAUAUUCAUGCACUCUUAUCAUUAUGUUUGUCAAACAACAAAUUUUCUGGCAACACUUUGCCAGAUUUUAGGUCUAUUAAGUACCUCCAAUUCAUUGAUUUAUCUUCAAAUGAAUUCUCAGGUGAGAUUCCAACAAACUUUUCCCAUCAUACUAAAAUUCUUGCAUUGGGCAAAAAUAAUUUUUCUGGCAAUUUGUCCGGAAACCUUAUUCAUCUUAGCGAGCUUGAAUACCUAGACAUACAUGACAACAAAAUUACAGGUGAAUUGCCAAACUUUAUCUUCCAAAUCUCCACUCUUCGUACCCUAAAUUUACGAAACAACUCUCUCCUUGGUUCAAUCCCUAAUUGUAUUUACAAUCUUACUAAUAUCCAAAUUCUUGAUCUUUCAUACAAUUAUCUUGUUGGAGAAAUCCCUACAAAGUUUGGAAAUCUUGUUGGUAUGACUGGGACAACCAUCGAAUCUUCAUAUACCGAUUAUUAUGUACCUAGUGAUAACAUCCGGCAAGACAACAUUGAUGAUGUGACUGUGAUUUGGAAGAAGUCAAAACAAGAUCUAUCAUUGAGAAGACUCCAUAUCUACUAUUUGUUAGACUUGUCAAUGAACCAACUUUCUGGUGAAAUUCCAGCUUCCUUAGGCAAUUUGAAAGCUCUAAAGCAUCUCAACAUCUCACACAACAACCUUUAUGGGAGGUUACCAACAGGUCUUGGUUGUUUAGAGAACCUAGAGAGUUUGGACUUAUCACACAAUAAUUUAUCAGGCUCAAUUCCGCAAUCACUAGCAAAAUUGCAACAACUAACAAUUCUGGAUGUCAGUAACAACAAGCUCACAGGUAAGAUUCCAAUUGGUAACCAAAUGGAUACAAUGGAUGUUCCAAGUUUUUAUGCCAACAACAGUGGUUUGUGCGGAAUGCAAAUUCGAGUGUCAUGUCCAGAAGAUUUGCCACCAACAAAACCACCAAGGGUUGAAAAUAAGGAAACAUGGUUCUCAUGGGAAGGACUGGGAAUUGGAUACGCAAUUGGCUUCUUUGUAACAGUGGGAAUUCUAUAUCUUACUGAUAGUUUUGUCCCCACAAAACCUCCAAAUUACCGCCGUCAACAAAGAAGGCAAAGAGUAUAAAUGUCAAGUCUCUUACAAGUUAUGCAUGCAGUGGUCAAAGAUCUAAAUCUCAGCAUUGUAAAGAGCAGCUAGAUCUGCUCUUUUCUCUAGGAUCUCUUUUUUCUUCAAUAAAGAUAAUCUUCCCCCUGCCUUGUUGGCUGCUUGUAAGGAUGAUUAUCCCCCUUGUAUUUUCAGUUUUUAACUAAUGCAUUGUAGAUUAUCCAAAGAAAAAAAAAAGGCUUUCAAUCAAGCAAAUGGUGACAAGUAGUCAUUUAUAAGUAUCAGCAAGUAAGUUGGCUUGUAAGGCUACAAUUUAUCAUAUCUAGAGGGAUUAAAAAACAAAAAGCAUUCUCAAUGCUAAAAUGAGAGGUGAAGUGGAGUUUGUGAAAGGUAUUACUUCUGUAACAGCUAGAUUAGCAACUAAAACUAAGGUUAAGAACAAUGCUCAAUGAAAGAUGUUAUGCU
Quercus robur (English oak) is the source of this 3422-nucleotide messenger RNA. RefSeq names its product receptor-like protein 46. Gene Ontology annotation, molecular function: protein binding. Gene Ontology annotation, cellular component: plasma membrane. The transcript has a single exon. Bases 156 to 2978 code for a protein of 940 amino acids. NCBI's taxonomy places the organism in Eukaryota, Viridiplantae, Streptophyta, Magnoliopsida, Fagales, Fagaceae. The record is from RefSeq and is a predicted model, not a curated record.